This is a messenger RNA of Echinococcus granulosus, 864 nucleotides long. RefSeq names its product Noggin-3. Gene Ontology annotation, biological process: negative regulation of cell differentiation; dorsal/ventral pattern formation; negative regulation of BMP signaling pathway. Lineage: Eukaryota; Metazoa; Platyhelminthes; Cestoda; Cyclophyllidea; Taeniidae. The record is from RefSeq and is a predicted model, not a curated record. The transcript has a single exon. The coding region runs from base 1 to 864 and encodes 287 amino acids.
AUGAUUUUCUUCUUUGUCCUAUCUUGCUCGAUUUCAUUAGGCUUUGGAAAACCCUCUGCCCAUCCAGGUUUGUCGAUAGUGACGACAAGUAUUGGUGGAGCAGGACCUCAUCUUAUACCCAAAAAUGCCGAUUACUCCCGCAAAGUCAGCGUCAGUGUCGGUUCUGUCUUGAAUCAGCAGGAAGCUGCCGCUGCAGCAGCCAGUUCCACCAUUGACCAUCCUCGCGGAACAGUUGGCACUCGCUCGGUUUCCGUCUACGAUGAUCCAACAGCUCUACGACUUCACACUUCGGUGCUGAAUGCCUACCCAUCUCGAUUUGACAUCAGCAACUUCCAUGGGGAGAAGAUCAACAGCGCAGCUAUUUCGUAUCUCCAGCCUGAUCUCAGUCAGGGGACCGUCGCCAAACUGCGGGUGAUUUUGGGUGCCGACUAUGACCAUGCUUGGAUGUCGGUAGAACCCCGACCACCCGGAAACGAGACGACGGGCUACCCACCAUCAGCGUCCAAGCAACGCCUCCUACGUCAGGUGGAAGCUUUCAAUUUCAGUGUUUUUGACGAAGUCUCUGGUGCGGAGCAUCAGGAGGUCGCGUUGAGUGCGAAAGAGUCAGCUAUGCUCAGGAAGUGGUUGGUUCAGCGUGUGGACUGUCCAAUGCAGUAUGUAUGGCGCGACAAUGGUAAUCGAUACUGGCCUAGGUGGAUUCGACAUGCAGUAUGCAAGGAGGCUGUUGUCUGCUCCUGGCCCCCUGGGAUGCAGUGCAGACCCAGUGGAACCAAAACCCUGACGCUACUUAGAUGGGUGAGUGAGCAACACAGCGCUCUAGGAGGUCAAACCGAGAAGGUGGAAUCACCAUUUAACAUAAAUUGA